Pestalotiopsis fici W106-1 is the source of this 2175-nucleotide messenger RNA. RefSeq lists its product as uncharacterized. Gene Ontology annotation, cellular component: mitochondrion. Lineage: Eukaryota; Fungi; Ascomycota; Sordariomycetes; Amphisphaeriales; Sporocadaceae. The record is from RefSeq and is a predicted model, not a curated record. The transcript has a single exon. Bases 1 to 2175 code for a protein of 724 amino acids. Gene Ontology annotation, biological process: mitochondrial proton-transporting ATP synthase complex assembly; mitochondrial gene expression; mRNA stabilization.
AUGGUUCCAGGAAGGGUCAUGAGCGCAGCUGGCUGCUCACAGUGCCGGGCUUCCAUACUAAGACUAUUCCUCGGUUCUGCAACUCCACUCGUCAGAUCGCCUCUCACCACCAGUGCAUCAUGGCGCACUGUCGUCCCAGCCGGCAAGAGUGCCCGUCCUUAUGCCACUGCAUCACAUUCGGAUGGUGCUACCGCCAGUAAAGAUCCUCAUCACGCCGCAUCUUCGACGGACAAUCUCGAAGCUGCAUCAGAGGAGCAGGCUUCAGAUCAGACACCCUCAACGACACAGGCUGACGAGCCCUGGUAUCUCCAAGUUGAGCCGCCACGACAUGUGCCUGUGUCUGAGCCGCCGCCAUUGCCUGAUGUGCCUGAGGGCUCACCCGCAGUCAUACCCCAACUGCUCAAGUAUGCCGCCGAGGAAAUGGGCCUGGAUGAUUUAAAGCUUCUUGAUUUGCGCGAACUCGACCCGCCACCAGCACUGGGCACAAACCUGUUCAUGCUAUUCGGCACAGCACGCAGUGAGAGGCACUUGAAUGUUUCCGCAGGUCGUCUGGUCAGGUGGCUGCGAGCCCAACACCGAAUCUACGCUGAUGCAGAUGGGCUUUUGGGUCCCAAUGAACGUAAAACCAAGCUCAGGCGCAAGGCCAAACGGGCACGACUGCUCGGCACCAUGGGAACAGAUGAUGCUGAUGAUGGCAUCACUACUGGGUGGAUCUGCGUCAACCUGGGUACUAUCAACCGCUCGCACAUGGAAUCUGCUGUCGUUGGCGAGGACGGGCGUGUUGCUGGUUUCGGUGUUCCUCAGACAGGCUCCACCAUUGUGGUGCAAGUUCUUACCGAGUCGAGGCGAAGUGAGCUCGGCUUAGAGAUCCUCUGGGAGCGACACCUAGCCCAGCAAUCUAAGAAACAUAUGAAAGAACUUGAAUCCGGCAAGGACGUCGACUCUCAGACACCAGAGAAUCCCGCUCUGUCGCAUGCGCCAUCUCGACCUACCAUGGGAACCUCUCCCUCGACCAGUUCUCCAUUUUCGGGUCAGACCCGAUCAUACUCUACUCAGACUACAUACGUGGAUAGUCGUCACAAUGUACCAACUACAUCUCAAGUCGACGAGCUACACGCCUUCUUGACUGGUAGCAUUGGUUCCAAUGAGGCCACUAGGCAAGGCUCGGAUGAGGCAGCCGGCUUGCAAGCUGCUGCCCUAUUUUCGGAAAGCUUGAGCCACGACAGCGCUGCGAAGACACGAAUGAUAGAGCUUCUGAACAUGCAUCUGCAAAAUUUACCACGAAACCAGAUUUUCGCAACUUUCAAGACUACGCCCUUUCUCAAAGUGUCUGAAGUUGCCAUGCACGAUAUGCCAGCCGACAAGACUUGGGCAUUGCGGCUGAGUAUUCAGGCAAAAGCUCGCCAGCUGGGUUUCGAGGGUUACAAAUCUCUAGGUCUUCAUAAGUACGGAAACCUAGAUGGGACGAGAGAGCUGAUUGACCAACUCCGCAUUUUUGCACUUCCCGCGACAAGAGAAGAAAUGCAGCAGCUUCUUAGUUGCAUUUAUAACUCCCCAGAAUCAGGGCUGGAUGAGCAGAACAGCCUCGCCAUGGAGCUUCUGGAGUCUGUUCACAUGCGCGGCGAGUCAGUCAUUCAGAAUGAUGUUGUCGUCGCCAUUGUGGAAGGAAUAUCGUGGUCCCCCAAGCGUAAUACACAAACACAUGACCUUCUGAGAAGACUGGACGACUUCAUUGUCCAGGCGGAGCUGCCCUACAUGGGAGAGCCCUUGCUGAUCAGACUCAUGGAAGCAUAUGCCCGACUCAAGCGUUGGGAUUCAUUCUGGGAAACUUGGCGCACCCCAGCCCGAUAUGCUCAGCCUCGAUCCAAAACGAUGUACCUCCAUUUCUUUGAGGCCGGAGCUGCCACCAAGGACCGCUCGAGCUGUUCUCAGGUUCUACGCCAAGGCUUUCAAGACAUGUUCAUGGAAGAUCCCGUGGUCGAGCCUGUGGGGCAAAUUUAUGAAGCAAUUCUCCAGUGCAUUCGUGUGGCAGAUCCAAAAGCCGAACUGCACGCCGCUACAAUUCCAGACCAUGCAAUAGGCAUCGCUCAAGCUUUGUCCCAGAGAGAGUUUGUGAAAAUGAUCAAGGACCUGCAAAUCCUGCAAGCAAACCAUCCGCGCUCGCAAUCAUUUUGA